AUGGAUCUCGCAUACGACCACAUAGCCGAAGAAUCUUUCCCCAAGGACAGUAACGCCAAUAAUUCCAAUGACAACAACCAGAAUGCAGAAUCCUCCUCCCGCAAGCAACCCGAGAAUUCAUUAAACGAAGACCUUCAAGAAGCGUAUCGUGCAUUCUCUAGCAGUAGCUGGGGCACCUGGCUCGGUGGAACUGUUGGCAAUGUCAUUAAGCAGGGCGAAUCUGUAUACAGAGAGGCACAGCAAGAAGUCACUUUGCUAAGUGCAGACGCUACAAGAGGUCUUGCGAGCCUUCGCGCAAGAGCUAUCUCCUUGACCACCCCACCCAUUGUCACAGAUCAGCCCCAGCACUCUGGCGACAGGGAGAAGGAUGCCGAAACCACCCCGACAGCAGCCAAGGCCGGUAGCUCUGACGAAGCGACUAAGGAGUCCGAAACGGUUAUAUCACGAUUGAAGGCGGAGGCCGCAAAACGACUAAAGGAUAUUCAACGUGCCGAGGAAGCUGCCGAUGACGCUCUCUUGAAGUUUGGUGGGAACGUUCGAAAUUUCUUCCGUGAUGCUAUCAUCGUAAAGCCUGCCGCCGACAACGAGGACAGCGAUGCUCGCCGUUUUGAAAGCAAGGAUGAUUCCGGCAAGCGAGUUAUUCAUACGUCGAGAUACGAUGCCCAAAUUCACGUUCUUCACACAACUGAGAAGAGCUUUACCGAAGACCCAGCGAGUGCCGAGUAUGUUACAUGGUCAGAGACGUUCGACUUAGAUGGUAAGACAGAGAGCAUCAGUACCGAUUUGGCCAAGUAUCCGGAAUUGCGGGUGAGCAUGGAAAGACUUGUUCCUGACAAGGUGCCCUACGCCGAUUUCUGGCAACGAUACUACUUCCUCCGACACAGCAUAGAGACUUCCGAAGCACGACGACGAGAUCUAUUAAAGGCCGCAUCUGCCGAAGAAGAGAUCGGAUGGGGAGAGGAAUCUGAUGAGGAAGAGUCUUCUGAAGAGGAGGAAGAGGAAGAAGAGUCUGAUGAUGAGGAGGAAGAUACUACGCCAUCCAAGUCGAUAGCUAGACCUGCGAGGCCAGCCUCUACCGAAUCCUCCACCACCAUCCAUCCGCCCAAGGCUGCCGCAGCCGACAAAAGUCAGCCGAAGCCAGCCGAGCCGCGCAAGUCAAAUGACGAGAAGUCGCAACCCGACAGUGACACCAGCUACGACGUUGUUGGUGCAGCAUCUGGAAACCCGAGCCAGGCACCCAGCAGCCCCAAGGAGUCUCGGAAGGUGGAGGACAGCGAUAGUGAUAGCGAGGAUGACGAAUGGGAGUGA
Hypoxylon fragiforme is the source of this 1308-nucleotide messenger RNA. Its product is annotated as BSD-domain-containing protein. Gene Ontology annotation, cellular component: cytoplasm. Bases 1 to 1308 code for a protein of 435 amino acids. The transcript is spliced from 3 exons. Lineage: Eukaryota; Fungi; Ascomycota; Sordariomycetes; Xylariales; Hypoxylaceae. The record is from RefSeq and is a predicted model, not a curated record.